CUCACAGCCCUGCAGCGCCAGGCGCCGGAAUCUCCACUGAGGCUUUGCCACGGAACAAGUUCCAAAAAUUGAAUUCGCACUGUGAGGGCCCUGGGAGCAAAGACCCUGCCACCAAACCUGCGACUAUUCCCCGGGGCCAUGGACUCGGACGCCAGCCUGGUGUCCAGCCGCCCGUCGUCGCCAGAGCCUGAUGACCUUUUUCUGCCGGCCCGGAGCAAGGGAAGUAGCGGCAGCGGCUUCACGGGGGGCACCGUGUCUUCAUCCACGCCUAGCGACUGUCCGCCGGAGCUGGGCGCCGAGCUGCGUGGAGCCAUGGGCGCGGCGGGCACGCAUCCUGGGGACAAACUCAGUGGCGGUGGCUUUAAAUCGUCCUCGUCCAGCACUUCAUCGUCCACGUCGGCGGCUGCCGCGUCGUCCACCAAGAAGGACAAGAAGCAGAUGACUGAGCCGGAGUUGCAGCAGCUGCGCCUGAAGAUCAACAGCCGUGAGCGAAAGCGCAUGCACGACCUCAACAUCGCCAUGGACGGCCUGCGCGAGGUCAUGCCUUACGCGCACGGCCCGUCGGUGCGCAAGCUCUCCAAGAUAGCCACGCUGCUCCUGGCGCGCAACUACAUCCUCAUGCUCACCAACUCACUGGAGGAGAUGAAGCGACUGGUGAGCGAGAUCUACGGCGGCCACCACGCCGGCUUCCACCCCUCGGCUUGCGGAGGCCUGGCGCACUCGGCGCCGCUGCCCGCGGCCACCACGCACCCGGCUGCAGCCGCUCACGCCGCGCACCAUCCCGCCGUUCACCACCCUAUCCUGCCGCCCGCCGCCGCCGCCGCCGCCGCUGCCGCCGCCGCCGCCGCCGUGUCUAGCGCUUCGCUGCCGGGCUCAGGGCUGUCGUCUGUGGGCUCCAUCCGGCCUCCGCACGGCCUGCUCAAGUCGCCGUCAGCGGCCGCAGCCACCCCUUUGGGAGGCGGGGGCGGCGGCAGUGGCGGCAGUGGCGGCUUCCAGCACUGGGGCGGCAUGCCCUGCCCGUGCAACAUGUGUCAGGUGCCGCCGCCCCACCACCACGUGUCGGCCAUGGGCGCGGGCACCCUGCCGCGCCUCACCUCCGACGCCAAGUGA
Messenger RNA from Octodon degus (degu), 1110 nucleotides. RefSeq names its product oligodendrocyte transcription factor 2 (gene Olig2). Gene Ontology annotation, molecular function: protein dimerization activity; DNA-binding transcription factor activity. The coding region runs from base 139 to 1110 and encodes 323 amino acids. Lineage: Eukaryota; Metazoa; Chordata; Mammalia; Rodentia; Octodontidae. The transcript is spliced from 2 exons. Gene Ontology annotation, biological process: myelination; oligodendrocyte differentiation; oligodendrocyte cell fate specification. The record is from RefSeq and is a predicted model, not a curated record.